Molecule: messenger RNA, 240 nt
Organism: Gongylonema pulchrum
Lineage: Eukaryota; Metazoa; Nematoda; Chromadorea; Rhabditida; Gongylonematidae
Source: the annotation of a GenBank genome assembly
AUGCCAAGUAGCGGUCAGCCGCUGCGGAUAGUCCCUGCUCAGGAUGCUGCUUCAGAUGCAGGACAACAGUUGAUGCAUUCACUCAGGGAAAUUCAAAUGCAAAAUGCCAGCGGCUAUUUGAACGAACAUGACGUAGGUAGAGGAGAACAAGUGGUUUUUUUCUGGCUCGGUAACGUUAAUCGGCGACACUCUUUAUCAUCUGCAAGGCGCUACUGUAAUGUAACGCUACCGGACUGCUGA